CGAAUGUCCGUGGGAAAAUAAGGUUGGCCAUGGGGUUAUUUGGCGCAUUGUGCGAUGUUUGACGGUGAUGGAUGCGUUGGAAUGGUGAGAAAUCAUGUUUUCAUACGGGAACCAUUCUCGAUUCAAGUGCAGCCCCGCCGUACACGGGUGCUUCCUGGAUGUAAAUACUGAAGCGAGGUUUUCGACGGAAGUAUUAUCGUGUCAGAUUCUGUUUUUUGAAAUGACUGGCUGAAGAUAUUGGUGAAAGCUGCGACCACUCAUGGGGAAAAUCGAUUCACCAAUCCAGCUGACACCCUUGAAUGCGGGCGAGGGAAAUCCUGAACCAAAUCAGCCUGUUCUGAAAACGCGCUCAGGACGAAUAUGCCAUUUAUCCAAGAAGGUUAAACAGAAUCUUGAUUCUAUAAGGCCUAUUGUCAAAACUGAUAAGCGUCGAAGAAUCAAAUGCGUCAAGUGCGAAGAAAGAUUUGUUGGUAUAAAGAAUCUCUGGCGGCAUUUAGUUUUGAACCCAGAUCAUGGUUCUUUGCCCGAUAACGGCGAACAGUUGGAUAACGUCUUGAAUUUGGCUGCAAAAUUUCCAAAGGAAUCGACAAAAAUCCGCAAACCAAUCGCGCCACCCGAUCCCACGGUCAACAAAAUCAGGAAUUUCGAUAGUUUGGAGCAUUUUGUCAACAAAAAGGAGGCUAUACCGAUGGAUGCCUAUAAUUGUGCUGUUCGAGCGUGUUCUCCCUGUGCAGAGCCGAUCCCCAUUAAAGAAGAGGUGCGUGUGGAAACGUCGAAGCAAGCAUUCCUACGGAAGUGUCAAGAUCUUAGUCUAGGUGAACUAUUCGUCGCCCGUACGGAAUCUAAUCACAACGAGGCGGGAUCAAUGUCCACUCUGUCAUCUGCCUAUGGACGUCGUUUUCUGGCGAUGCUCAAGGAUCUGGAGCAUUUAGUAGAUGCGUUGAAGUAUGCCGCCGAGCUUUCAUUUGUUCUGGAGGAACGUAAAUUGGCGGAAGGUGUCUUAGAGGUGAAGGGAACACUCUCAGAUAUUCUAGCGAUAGCUGAAGGGUAUUAUAAACCUGUUUGCGAUAUGAAAGAAAUAAUGCAACUUGUUAGAGAAAAGCUGAAAGCGAAUACUGAACUGCAUCAGUCAAAAUUUUUGUUACUUAAUUCAAAGAAGCCGAAAAAACCUCUUGAUUUGCCGCCUGUGAAGCCUAGCAAAGGUUUAAAAGGUCCAAGAUUGAAAAAGCAGUCAGAAAAGCAAGAAUUUUUGAGUCCUGUGGAUCCUGAAAGGCGAUUUAAAACGUCUGUAAGAGUAGUUGACUCGAAAAGUCUUGUGAAACAGACCAGAGCGCACGAGAAAAAUACUAAGCCGCAAUCCCUCGGCCAAAGACGGCAACAGUCCGUGGAAACUGCUCCGAGUAUGCCCAUCCUUUCAGCCGCAUCACCGGUAAUGCAGACCCCAUCUCAGGCGCUGGAGCUCACCAUUGACGCUGUAAUUCAUACCGUCGGUGUGGCUAAUGACCAAGCCCCGAAUGUCAUGAUGUAUUGCAACGAUCCGAACUUCGUGCCUUGUGCGAAGCUCGAAGCUGCAUCGGAAAGUUCUUUGCAACUGCCUUUAUUCUCGGACGAUGCUCACGUACCGACUGAGUCUCUCUCUCCUUCGCUGAAACUCGCCGACGAAUCCGUUACGAAAGAUGCUUUGAGUAUUCUUUCUGAAGACAUCAAUGAAGCGUCGAACUCCUCGGAUAUUGGCAGUGUUCUAAUUCCAGUUUCAGCUAAAAAUGAGAUGCCAACAUUUCACCCGAACGGAACUACGUUCAAUGUGGAUUUUGAGCCGAUGCCUGUAGUGAGCAUGAGUCCGGAUGAGUUCAUCUCGCCGUCGCAAGAAGGUAUUCUUCUCGCGAAACGGCAUCGAACACCGUCCAAGAAUAGCUUUUCGGUGUUGAAAGCCACUAAUCAGAAGGCGUUAAAACGAGACUGGCGACCAAAGGAUGACUGCAAUGCCACGACAAUCGCGUCUGUGUUCAACGGGAGUAAACUUUUGAAGCAAAAUAUGAACGAGCUUGGUAGACACCCUUCUCCGAUAGUGAGCAGUAAUGCUUCAAGUCGCUCGGUUCCUGAGCACUGCGAAAAUCUUUUCUUGUCGUUGGAUUCGAACUACGACAACGUGCCUGUGGAAAUGUUCAACUCGGAUCCGUUCCUCAAUCCGAAUUUCCUUACUUGCCAAGAUGUGAGCGAAGACUCCGGAAUGCCGCGAUUUUUGGAGCCGUCUUCGUCUCCUUCGCGGAAACGUCUCCAUUUGUCUCAACAAGACGAAUCUGUGUGUGAAUCAAAAGUGCAGUGUGUAACGUCAAUCCCGCGUAUGUACCAACCGACACGGUCACCGGAUCGCUUUUCUAUUCCCCCGUUGCAUUUGCUGAGUCCCAAGUACCGCAUGACGUUGGCUUCUGGCAACACAGCCUGCACAAUCGUGGACUCGAGUCAGAAGCCCAUUUCCCAGUGCAUAUCCCCGCAGUUGUUCGGUAUGACGUAUUCUCCGUUGCCGUCUCCUGUGCAAAGCAAAAUUCAGCGAAAAGACGGCGAAGAGAGCGAGAUUGACGACGAUGAGAGGGAAACUGACCCGCAUGGCGUCGACUCCGAUUUGGAAUCUGUGACGAAUGCUUAUGUGGAGGGACGACUUGUCGCUAGACCUCCGGAUGCUCACUCGGACAGCUCAAAUUGCUCGGUGGUGGACUUCGAAAAGCUGAUGCGUGACAUAGAUAUACCUGUGGACUUGAACUACGUGCCUCCCGCGGUGACGUCUGAGUUCUCUCCGAUGGCCUUGCCGUCGCCGUCUUCGUUUCAAACUCCGCCGCGAGAUCCUGUUUUUCAUUGA
Molecule: messenger RNA, 2857 nt
Organism: Notodromas monacha
Lineage: Eukaryota; Metazoa; Arthropoda; Ostracoda; Podocopida; Cyprididae
Source: the annotation of a GenBank genome assembly